Messenger RNA from Rhizophagus irregularis DAOM 181602=DAOM 197198, 1237 nucleotides. Lineage: Eukaryota; Fungi; Glomeromycota; Glomeromycetes; Glomerales; Glomeraceae. The record is from RefSeq and is a predicted model, not a curated record.
GAAUGGAUACCUUAUGAUAGAUUAUCAAAUAUUAAAUACGUAGCAGAAGGAGGCUUCUCCAAAGUUUAUUCAGCUUCAUGGUUGGAUGGUUUAAUUCAAGGAUGGAACUUUGAACAAAAACAAUGGAAAAGACUUGGCAAGACUGAAGUUGCCUUAAAAGUUCUUCAAGAUUCACAAAAUAUUUCAUCAGAGUUCUUGGAAGAGUUACAUUUGAAUUUACAACGUGGUUCCACAUACGUUGCAAAAUGUUUUGGUUUCACCAAAGAACCAAAAUCAAAUAAUUACGUCAUGGUUCUCGAAUAUGCAGAAAAUGGAAAUUUAAGAAAUUUUUUGACUAAGUCAGAAUCCAUUGAUUGGUAUCAAAAGGUUGAAAUUUUAAAACAAAUUGGACAUCAUCUUUGUAGACUUCAUGAAAAAGAGAUCAUUCAUAAAGAUUUCCAUAUUGGGAACAUAUUAUAUGAAACCAAUCAUCGUAUUGAUGAUUUUUUAAUUAUAAGCGAUUUAGGUGUUUGUCAACCUAUUAGCAAGAGGCCUUGUUUUGUUAUGCAAUCAUCAGAAAUCUACGGAGUGUUACCUUAUAUGGCACCAGAAGUUCUGAAAGAUCAUUCAUAUAGUAAAGCUUCUAAUAUUUAUGCUUUUGGUGGAAUUAUCUAUGAAAUUGUAACUGGAUAUCCUCCUUUUUAUAAUAGACCUCAUGAUUUUCAACUUGCUUUAGAUAUUUGUAAAGGUGUUCAUCCUGAUAUUCCUGAACACGUUCCUAAAUCUAUCGCUAAUUUGAUUUUAAGAUGCUGGGAACCAAAUCCUAAAAAAAGAAUUACUGCAAUAGAAAUUUUUAGUAUGAUCAGAUGUUGUUUUAUUUAUGAAGAUGAAAAUAAAUUAUCUCCUAGGUUAACGAAAGAAAUAGAGGAAUUUAAAUCUGCUCAUCAAGUAUAUCAAGCAGAGCAAAUAAAAAUUCAUCCUGAGGCUGUUUACAUUAGUAGACUUCUUUCUUUCCCUAAGCUUGAAGAAUCUUUGAAGAAUUAAUUUGUUAAUUUAAAUUCAUUCAUUUAUACUUUUAAAAAAAUUCUUUAAAAUAUCAUAUAUAUUUAAUUUGUCAAGGGCAAAAAUGACAGAUAUGAUACAAGUGUAUAUUAUACUUAUUGUUUUAUUAUAGACCGUUACCUAGUUGUUUAUAAUUUUUAUGAUUUAAUGAUGUAUUUAAAAAAAAGUGAUUGUAAUAAAGGCAUUUAAAUUGUAC